AUGAAACCGGUGCUGGCUCCUAACUGGGAGGUCUCAUCUGGGACAGAAGCACAUAGGAGGCAGAAACCACCCAACACAACCCUGAAGCGAGCAGUGGUCUCGCUGCUGCCCGUCCCGUGCAGCCGGUUCCUCUGGAGCCAGCCGCACCAGUACCGUGGCAGCAAGUUCUUCCUGGGUGCCGCCUUCGGGACCCUCCUCGGCCUCGGGCUCUGCCAGCUCCUCAUCGUCCCCCUGGACAUCACGGAGGAGCGCAAGAUGCAGAUCUCGUGUGUGCUGGCGGGGGUGACCACCUUGGGUUGGGCCAUAUCCCCCCACUUUCGCUGCACCAGCCUGCUCAUGAUCCCCAAGUUCCUGGGCAAGGAGGGUCGGGUCUACGUCCUCUCCUUCGUCCUCGCUGCCAUCUACAACGGGCCGGUGACAAACACUUGGCACAACCUGGAGGAGGUGACACGCUCCAUGGGCUGCGUGGCCGAGAUGCAGGUCAACCACAGCCGCCACCUCUGGCAAAUGUCGACGGCCCCUCUGCGUGGGAUGUUGGACAACAUGGUGCGGAGCGGGGACAACCUGGAUGCUGAGGUGAAGGACAUCGCGCACGCCUUCGUGGAGCUGAAUGAGGAGGUGGCCAGCGACACGGGCUACGUCCUGCGGCAACACCAGAACCAGAACCACCAGCCGGUCCUCAGCACGCAGGAGAUGUACGAGAAGAAGACCAAGCUGCGCUGCGAGUAUGUGAUCGAGUUGGGUAUGCGGCGGUGCCGGGAGUGGUUCAGUGAGAAGUACGACGCUUGCAUGGACACGGUGUAUGUGCCCCUCAUCAACCACUUCCUCUGCCUGCCCAUGAAGACGACGUUCGUCUGCAACAUUGUCAAAGUCAUGCACACCUGGUGCACGAACAACAUCCCCGUGGACAGCAACUUUGGGCAGAUGUAUGACCAGGUGAACGACACCGUCAACAGUUUCAGCCAGGACUUCAGCGCCAGCGUGGUCGUCGAGGAAGAGAGCCGUGAGAUGCUGAUGGGCAUCAACGUGUCGGCGGAGGUGCUGAUGGAGGAGGUGACCUUGCACCUGCAGCAGCACAGCACCUACCUGGCCAAGGCCAUCUCCAUCUUCAGCUUCCUGCUCUCCUUCACCUUCCUCCUCGUCUUCAUCUCGUCUUUCUUCUACACCAAGAAGUACUGCCAGGACAUCCGCUUCGACAACAUCUACAUCACCACGUACUUUCGCCAGAUCGAUGCCCGCCGCAGGAAGCAGCAAAAGCGGACGCUGCUGCCUCUGCGCCGGGCAGAGAUCUCGGACGUCAUCUUCCCCUGUCGUUUGGCCAUACAGUCACCUGAGAGGAAGAACAUGGUGCUGGAGCUGCUGGAAUGUAUCCCACCUCUCCUUCUCUUCCUCCUCAUCUGCAGCCUGGACCACGUGCUCUUCACCAUGCUCAGCAUCAUCCAGCAGCACUCCUACACCCAGUACUCCUUCUACAGCAGCUACCACCUGUCCGUGCACGUGAUGGGCAAAUCGCUGAUGGCACGGCUCUUGCGGAGCACCAUCGGUGCCCUCAACGCCUCCUCUACCACCCAACUGGAGACAUCCAACAUCGCUUGCUUGCCACGUCCGCGGGGCAUGACGAGGGAGCAGUACGUGAGGAGCUGCCUGCCCUUGGUCGCGUUGGUCUUGCUCUGCUUGGUCCAGGUCUACACCUACCGCUUGCGCCGCGUUAUCGCUGCCUUCUAUUUCCCCAAGCGGGAGAAGAGCCGGGUGCUCUACCUCUACAACAAGUUGCUGCAGCAGCGGCUGAGCUUCAUCCGCCGGCAGCAGAAGCGCAUUGCCCAGCGGGCAUCGCAGCCGCCGGGACUGGGGACGUUGUUGCUGCAGUGGUGCCCGUGCCUGCGCCGCUGCAUUCGCCGGAGCUGCACGGUGUGUGGGGAGCCCAAGACCCCCCGGGAUCGCAUCUGCUCCGCACCCGCCUGCGGCGCCUCCUACUGCGGGCAGUGCUGGAGGGAGGCCGGCAGCGUCUGCCUCGCCUGCAGCCCCGCGCUCCACGGCUUCUCGCAGGACAGCAGCGAGGAGGACGUCUGGUACGACGAUGCAUGAGGUGCCCGGCAAUAAAAGUUGUGUUCAAAGAGUAGUGGUGAAUGGAACUCAAUCCAGUUGGGAACCGGUCACACACGUGGUGCCUCCGGGGCUCUGGGUUGGGCCAAGUCUGUCUAAUAACUUCAUCCACGAUGUGGACAAAAGGGCUGGAGUGCUCCCUUAGUCAGUUUGGAGAUGAAACCAAGCUGGGAGAGAGUGUGAAACUGCUGCAGGGUAGGGAGGUUCUGCAGAGGGAUCCAGCCAGGCUGGAUCCAUGGGCUGGAGGGCAGGAAGGCUCUGCAGGAGACCUGGAUGCGCUGGAGAGGUGGCCAAGGCCAAUGGGAUGAGGUUCAUCCAGGCUUGUAGGAGCAAGGCUGGGAUCGUCCCCCUGGAUGUGGCGCUGGUGGGGCCACACCUUGAAUCCUGGGUUCAGCUUUAGGCCCCUCACUCCAAGAAACACCA
Messenger RNA from Cuculus canorus (common cuckoo), 2526 nucleotides. RefSeq names its product DC-STAMP domain containing 1 (gene DCST1). Gene Ontology annotation, cellular component: membrane. The record is from RefSeq and is a predicted model, not a curated record. Bases 1 to 2085 code for a protein of 694 amino acids. NCBI's taxonomy places the organism in Eukaryota, Metazoa, Chordata, Aves, Cuculiformes, Cuculidae. The transcript has 16 exons.